Homo sapiens (human) is the source of this 1408-nucleotide messenger RNA. RefSeq names its product DLG associated protein 2 (gene DLGAP2). The record is from RefSeq and is marked reviewed. Gene Ontology annotation, cellular component: synapse; plasma membrane; postsynaptic density. Gene Ontology annotation, biological process: signaling. Lineage: Eukaryota; Metazoa; Chordata; Mammalia; Primates; Hominidae.
GCAGAGGAAGAAGCUGGAGACUUGGUCCAGCCGGGCAUCAGCUUUCCGGGGCCGGCAGAGGAGGAUCUAGACCCGCAGUACUCAUGGUCGCCCACGCAGCACUUCAAUGAGGAGCGCUACUCGCCCGCGCCCAGGAGCAUGAAGGGCCUUUCCGGAAGUCGGACCCAGCCGCCGCUGUGUUCCGGGCACACGUGUGGUCUGGCGCCCCCGGAGGACUGCGAGCACCUGCACCACGGGCCCGACGCGCGGCCGCCCUACCUGCUGAGCCCCGCCGACAGCUGCCCCGGGGGGCGCCACCGCUGCUCGCCGCGCAGCUCGGUGCACUCGGAGUGCGUGAUGAUGCCGGUGGUGCUGGGCGACCACGUGUCCAGCAGCACCUUCCCGCGGAUGCACUACAGCUCGCACUACGACACGCGCGACGACUGCGCUGUGGCCCACGCGGGCGCCAAGAUCAACCGCAUCCCGGCCAACCUGCUGGACCAGUUCGAGAAGCAGCUGCCGCUGCACCGGGACGGCUUCCACACGCUGCAGUACCAGAGGACGUCCGCGGCCGCCGAGCAGCGCAGCGAGAGCCCCGGGCGGAUCCGCCACCUGGUACACUCCGUGCAGAAGCUCUUCACCAAGUCGCACUCGCUGGAGGGCUCCUCCAAAAGCAACGCCAACGGCACCAAGGCGGACGGCCGGGCGGACGACCACCACCACGCCCACCACGCCAAGCACAGCAAGAGGAGCAAGAGCAAGGAGCGCAAGCCGGAGGGCAAGCCCCGGCCCGGCAUGAGCAGCUGGUGGAGCUCGGACGACAACCUGGACAGCGACAGCACCUAUCGGACGCCCAGCGUGCUCAACCGGCACCACCUGGGCCCCGUGGCCCACUGCUACCCCGACGCGCUGCAGAGCCCCUUCGGGGACCUGUCCCUCAAGACCUCCAAGAGCAACAACGACGUCAAGUGCUCGGCCUGUGAGGGGUUGGCGCUGACGCCCGACGCCAAGUACCUGAAGCGCAGCUCCUGGUCUACGCUGACGGUCAGCCAGGCCAAGGAGGCCUACCGCAAGAGCUCGCUGAACCUGGACAAGCCGCUGCUGCACCAGGACGCCAAGCCCGCCCUGAGGCCGUGCCACUACCUCCAGGUACCUCAGGAUGAGUGGGGAGGGUACCCCACCGGUGGCAAAGAUGAGGAGAUUCCCUGCAGGAGAAUGAGAAGUGGGAGUUACAUUAAAGCCAUGGGGGACGAGGAGAGCGGAGAGUCAGACUCCAGCCCCAAGACAUCACCAAAGUCGGCAAUCCUACCAGAGCCGCUGCUGAAGUCCAUCGGACAGAGACCGCUUGGAGAGCACCAGAAUAGUUAAGAAUGAAGAACCUGAGAAAAUCUCAAAGACAGAUAAAAACUGCCACAAACUUAGUGUCUUA